AUGAACGUCAAUUACGUCAUUUUGGCAACAAUAAACAUAAAUUACGUAUUUUUGGCGUUUAUAAGCGUAACUUACGUCAUUUUAGCUGCUAUCAGCGUUACUUCCAUUACUUUCACGGUUAUAGGCGUAACUUACGUGACUUUUACAAUUAAAAACGUAAAUCACGUCACUUUGGCAACCAUAGAAUUCACUUAUGUCACUUUGGCGGCCAUAAGCGUAACUUUUGUAAUUUUAGCGGCUAUAAGUGUCAUUUACAUCACUAUGGCGGUAAUAAACGUAACUUACGUCACUUUAAUAAUUAUAAACGUCACUUACGUUAUUUUGGCGGUUAUAGGCGUUAAUUACGUCAUUUUGGCAACAAUAGGCACAAAUUACGUAUUUUUGGCGCUCAUAGGCGUCAAAUACGUCACUUUGGCAAUCAUAGGCGUAAAUUACGUUAUUUCGGUAACCAUAUACGUGAAUUACGUCACUUUGGCUGCCAUAGGCGUCAAUUACGUCACUUUGGCGGCCAUAACCAUUACUUUUGUCAUUUUAGCAGCUAUAAGUGUCAUUUACAUCGCUAUGGCAUCUAUAAACGUAACUUACGUCACUUUAACAAUUAUAAACGUCACUUACGUCAUUUUGGCAAUUAUAGGCGUCAAUUACGUCAUUUUAACACAAAUAGGCAUAAAUUACGUAUUUUUGGCGCCUAUAGGAGUCAAAUACGUGACUUUGGCGGUUAUAAGUGUCAAUUACGUUAUUUCGGUAACCAUAAAUCACGUCACUUUGGCAGUAAUGGGCGUCUCUUACGUCACUUUGGCUACCAUAGGCGUUACUUACGUUAGUUUGGCAGCAAUAAGCGUCAAUAACGUUACUCAAACGUUCAUGGGUGUCGCUUAUGUGACUUUAGUUUUAAGAGGCGUCGUUUACGUCACUUAA
Messenger RNA from Centruroides sculpturatus (bark scorpion), 918 nucleotides. RefSeq lists its product as uncharacterized. The transcript has a single exon. Bases 1 to 918 code for a protein of 305 amino acids. The record is from RefSeq and is a predicted model, not a curated record. NCBI's taxonomy places the organism in Eukaryota, Metazoa, Arthropoda, Arachnida, Scorpiones, Buthidae.